CCGUAUAUACACCGAUUACGCAUCUACGUCUGCGAUGCAAAGGUAAACAUGGCGUCACGGAAGGCACGGAAGGUGCCAUCAGAACAGUUUUAAAAGCACUUUUGACGGAAUUAAAUUUGUCAAACACAGCAUUUCCAGUUGGCCUUCAACGCAAGGGAUCCAAGCAUAUAUUAUUCGGCCAUAUUGUCGAGAAGAAACCAUUAUUUUUGGUAUCGAACCCGUUUGAAUUUCACCGCAGUCACGGCAGUGGGAGCAGGCGGUCGCACGCAGUUUAGAGUUCGACCUUUUUCUACGUUGCUUUGCAUGCAUGGAAGUUGGCCAUACGGUACGCUACGCCUACGAUUGUCCAACUGCAGCCUUUGGCUUUGUGCAGGGUUGUCAUUGACUUCGGCCCGAUCGUGAUCUGUCUUCUUCUUGGACUUGGUCUUGCCUUGGAGCUGGAACUGUUCUUCCGAUUUUAAUUCAAGCCGACUUUGACAGGAAGUGAACAGAACUGGAAUACAUACAACAGCGAGAAAAUAACACGAGCAGUCAUGUCCUCUGUGCACUACAAGUUUAAGAGUAGUAUUGACUACGACACGGUGACCUUUGAUGGCCUCCAUAUAUCACUCGCAGACCUGAAGAAGGCCAUCAUGGAACAGAAGAAAAUUGGCAGAGCAGAGUUUGACCUUCAAGUGACGAAUGCACAAACGGCAGAAGAAUACAAAGGAGAGGGAGAUCUCAUUCCAAAGAAUGCAUCAGUGCAAGUCCGCAGAGUUCCACUUGGUGGAGUUGGAGCAAACCUAGUUGCGGCCCCUGUCAAAAUGGAAGCGACUUCAUCUACAAAAGCAGGUCUAAAGAUGACUAUAGCCCAGCUAAGCAAGAGAGCAGAUCUGGUGUCCAUUGAUGCCUCUGAAGAUGACAAGAUAUCCGCUAUGGUCAUGCAGGCUGGACAGGAGUAUAACCCUUCAAGGUACAUCGACACAAGGCACUUGAAUCGCAAUGCCCCGCCCCCAAGAAACUACAUCUGCCACCACUGCCACAAGGCUGGACACUUCAAGCACAGAUGUCCCCAUUUGAAUGCUGACGAAGAUAAGAUGGUGUAUGGAGGUCAGCGUUUGAUGAUGAAAUCUACUGCAGGAAUCCCAAGAUCUCGCAUGACGACACUGGAUAUUCCUUUAAAGGACCUGCAAGCCUACUUGAUUGGCAAGAAGGAGAAGCCUCCGUUUGUCAAGAGCAACACACCUGAGCCAGAAGAAGAACAGCCAGAGGUUCCUGAUGAAUUGCUCUGUAAGCUAUGUCAGAACCUGAUGACUGAUGCUGUCCUCAUCCCUUGCUGUGGCAAUAGCUUCUGUGAUGAAUGUAUUAGGAACUCUCUACUAGAAACAGAUGAUCACAUAUGUCCUAUAUGCAAUGAACAGGAUGUUUCACCUAAUUCUCUUGUGCCAAAUCAACAACUCAGAAAGUCUGUGCUAAGCUUUCAGAACGAGACCAGCUACGUGCGACGUCCGAAAACCAAGCCUCAACCCCAGCCCCAAGUCAAAGAGGAAUCUCCCCCACCUCCACCCCCUCCCCCGUCAACCUCUGCACCCUCCACAGAGCACACACAGAGAAGUCAAAGCUCCUGGGAGGAUGACAGGUGGCACUCAAGGUCAAGGGACAGAGACAGGAAUUAUGACGACAAUUACAAAGGAGAGAGUGGCUCUUAUUACAGAGGAAGAGGAAGAGGUUCAUAUAGACCGUACGACUCGCGUCCACGCUACCACAGAAACUAUGAGUAUGAUUAUGAGAAUAGGAGGUACAAAAAUGAGGAAUAUUCUGAACAAAAUAAUGAACAAUCACGUUCAAGUGAGUCGGGGAGAUAUGAACAAUAUCAUCAACCUCCAGCCUCACAGCAUCCUCCUCCUGCAACAUCACUUGCCCCUCCUGUAUCAUCACAUCCUCCACCAGCUGGCUAUCAACAUUCUGUGCCACCUCCAGGGUAUCCACCAGCAGUUAGUCAGGCUGCUCCUGCAACUCUUAGCCAUCCACCUCCAACACUCCACCAACAGACACAACAUAUGCAACAACCGGCAACUCAUCAGCCUCCUACAUUGAUGCAACAUCCAUCCCAACCUGGUCAGCAUCCACCACAACCUGCUCAACAACAUCCACAGCCAGGACAACACACACAACAGCCUGGUCAACAUCCACCACAGACUGUUCAGCAUCCACAACAACCUAGCCAACAUCCACAACAGCCUGGUCAACAUCCACCACAGCCUGGUCAACAUCCACCACAGACUGUUCAACAUCCACAACAACCUAGCCAACAUCCACAACAACCUAGCCAACAUCCACAACAGCCUGGUCAACAUCCACCACAGCCUGGUCAACAUCCACAUCAGCCUGGUCAACAUCCACCACAGCCUGGUCAGCAGCAACAGCCAGGGCAACAUCCACAACCUGGUCAGCAUCUACCACAGCCAGGUCAGCAUCCACAACAACCUGGUCACCAUCCACAACAACCCGGUCAACAUCCACAACAGCCUGGUCAACAUCCGCAGCAACCUGGUCAGCAGCCACCGCAACCUGGUCAGCAGCAACAGACAGGUCAGCAUCAACCACAGCCAGGUCAGCAUCCAGCCCAACCUGGUCAACAUCCAGCCCAACCUGGUCAACAUCCAGCCCAACCUGGUCAACAUCCACCACAACCUGGUCAACAUCCACCACAACCUGGUCAACAUCCACCACAGCCUGGUCAACAUCCAACGCAACCUGGUCAACAUCCUUCACAGCCAGGACAACACCCACCACAGCCAGGACAACAUCCGUCACAGCCAAGUCAACAUCCACCACAGCAAGGGCAGCAUCUCCCUCAACCUGUCCAACAACAACCCAGCCACCCUCAGCAGCAAUCACAAGUUGGUCAAGCACAAGCUCCACCUCAGACUACUCAACCUUCACAUUCAGGUCCACCACAAACAAGCGUUGUGUACCAUGUUCCAGCUGGACACCAACCUCUUGCUAGUCAACCAUUGCCAGCUCACCAAACACCUCCUCACUCUUCUGGGGCUGUUGCUCAUUCACAAGCAGCACAUCCCACAUCUGUAUCUGCCUCGCUGUCCCACCAAUCUAUUAAUCAGCAGGUGACUUACACCGUAGCUGGGACAGUCCAGACAAGUGCUGCACCUUCAACUGUACACCAAGUACAUCAUACAGUGGUAUCUACUGCUCAGCCGCCACAAGCCACUUCCCAUGGGGUCUCACAGCAUCCUUCAACCCAGACAGCACCAACCCAGCCUCCUCCAGGGCUGGUAGGUCAACUUCCUGCCAGCAUAGAUUUCAACAAACCCCCUCCAGGUCUGCAAGCUGGAGCUGCUCCUGUCAUCGUAGACUUCAGUAAGCCACCACCAAGUCUUGAUGUCGUCAAUAAGGCACCUCAAGCUGAAACCGCAGUAGUUGGAGCUUCUCAAGCACAUGUUGAACAAAGUUCAGCACCACCUGCAGCAGCAACUCAGCUUGAAGUUUCUUCUCAAGAAACUAAACCUCAAACUCAGUCCUCAAGUGAGUCUGGUGUGGCAUCCGAUCAACCAAAGACUGAAUCACAAGCUGAUAAACCGGAGGAAACACAGGAUGAUGUAGCUGCAGAGAUGGAAAAGUUCUGUCAAGCUCAGCAAAGGAAACUGCGUGGGUCAUAUUCUAGGUCAAGAAGUUCUGGGUCAUGGAGUUCAAGCAGAUCAAGGUCUAGAUCAGGUUCAUGGAGUUCUCGCUCUCGGUCUCGAUCGUGGUCCCGCUCAGGAUCCAGCUACCGAUCGUUUAGUGGAUCUCGGUCAUGGACGCGUUCAUCAUCCCGUUCACGCUCCCCACAACGAAGACCACACAGAAACAGAUACAGAUCAAGAGAAAGAUCAUACUCUCCCAGACACCGUCAGAUGUCAAGAGAACGAUAUAUGCAGAGAGAUAGGCAGUACCAAAGAAGAAGGGAUUUCUCACGCUCACCUCCACCAAGGAAUUUCUCGCGCUCACCGCCACCGGACUAUCGACGAAGAGGAAGAGGGAGAGGCAGGUUUUACAAUCAAAGAGGUUAUUCAUACCGAGGUAAUCAAAGGUAUCAACGACCAAGAUAUCCGCGAUAUGAUGAUCGGAGUAGACAUUUUGACCAAUACGAUGAAAGAUACAAUGAUCAACAACACUUUGAUAGGUAUCAUCCAAAUGCUCCUCCUGGUCACCAUCCAGGUGGACCGCCUAAUGGGCCUCCAGGACAACACGGGCUACCACAUGGCCCACCUGGUCCUCAGGGACCUCCAAAUGCCCCACCAGGUUUCCCACCCAUGCCUCCACAAGGGCCUCCUCAUGAUCAUAAACAAGGUCCUCCACCAAAUUCUCAACAUCAGGGUCCUCCGCAAGGUCCACCACUCAUGCCUCCAGCUGGACUACCCCACCCAUUACCUCCACCACCACUUUUACCACCUCCUCCCUUAAACCCCCCACCUGGUGUCCCUCAACAAGGCCUGCCUCGACCAGGUUUACCUCCACCUGGUUUGCCUCCACCAGGUCUACCUCCACCGGGCUUGCCUCCUCCUCCAAACUUUCCUCCAUUCAAUCCAGACCAUCCAGAAUUCAGAGGGCCACCUCCUCGACCAUUUGGAGACUAUCCCUUUGAUCCUCGAUAUGAUGAUAGGAGGGAUGAAAGAAGGGAUGAUAGAAGGGACGACCCAUACUGGGGACAUUCUAGAGAUUCUAGGUAUCCACCAGACCACCGAUACCCUCAUCCUGACGGACCACAACCUGCAUAUGCUGAUGAAGAUCCUCAUAGUAGAGAGUAUAGACAUAGAGAUCGCAGAGGAAGAGACCAUGACAGGAAUAAAAAUAGAAGUAGAAGUAUAGACAGGAAAGCCAAAGACAAAGAGAGGAAAUCUGAAGAUCGAAAGGAGAAGGAGAAAAAUGAAGAACGCAAAUCAAAGUCUCGCCAUGCCAGUGAAGAAAAAGAGUCAGGAGACAGGAGAGGUACUCCGAAAGAAGAGUCUGCUCAAAAGGAUCAUUUAACAAAAGAUGGUAACCGGUCUAAAGACAGAGAAAAGAGACUAGAACAAGACAAAGAAAGAAAAGGUGACAAUAGAGAAGUUAAAAAUGAGCAAGAAAGGGGUAAAGAUGCAGCCAGUGACAGGGGACAGGAUAGAGAACGUGAAAGGGAUCGGGACCAUGAAAGAGACAGGGACAGGGGGAGAGAUCGAGAUCAUGGCAGGGAUAGAGAACGGGAUCCUGGAAGAGUUCGAGAUGAAGAAAGACACAGAGAUCGCGAAAGAGAUUACAGACAUGAAAAGGAUCGGUUGCCUGAAGUGGAUCAGGAACGCUAUGACAGUGAAAAGGCAAGAUGGGAAACUGAAAGAAGAAACGACAGGGAGCGGUAUGACAGAGAAAGGAUCAGAUAUGACAAUGAUCGUGGUUAUGAUAGAGGCUAUGAUCGGGAAAGGGAAAGGUAUCCUGAAAGAGACAACAGAGACAGAUACAGGGAAAGGGAAGUUGAUCGAGAUAGAGAAAGACCAUAUGAUGACAGGGAGAGGGACAGUCGUCGAGAUGGAGACAGAGACAGAGAUCGCACAAGAGAAUAUGAAAGAGAAAGGGAAGAUGAUCGAGACAGAGAAAGAUACACUGCUCGAGACAGAGGACAGGACCACGAAAGGGAAAGAGACAGUGAUAGACAUAAGGAGAAGUAUAGGAGCAAAGAGUAUCCAGAGGAUCAUGAAAGGCAUAAGAGAAGGGAUACUGAUUUGGAAAGGCACAGAAGGACAGAAAGGGACUAUGACAUGGAACGUGAAGAAAGAGUACGGCAUGAACAAAUAGGUGAUGAGAAGUACUCUGAAGAAAGGGAAAGGGACAAGGAAUCUAGGCACAGACAUAAGCAUAAACAUCGAGACAGGAGGAGUCAAGAAAGUGAGCAUGCAAGGAGUGAUGAUGAGAAAGAAUCUAGAACAUCAGUGGACCAUUCAAAAAGUCCGAGCAAAGAAGAUCAUUCUGAUAAAGAGAGUAACAAAGACAAUGAUGCUUCUAAAGAAUCUAAGAAAGAACCUGAAAUGAAAAAGACAAAGAAGAAAAAGAAGCAGAAGGAGACAGAGGGAAAAAUCAAGAAAAUUAAAAAGCAUAAGAUUAAGACUGAGAAUGAUCAGGGUAAGCAGUCAGACAACGAAGAGCCACCUGAGAAAGAAAAGAAGGUCAAGAAAACAAAAAAAGUAAAAGAUGCUGAAAAAGAAUCAAGUGAACCAAAAGUUAAAAAGUUAAAGAAAAAGAAGCCCAAAUCUGUUGUUGUUAGUGAUGAUCCUGAUAAAAGUGCUGUGAAGAAUUCUGUCAAAUCAGCAGUGAAUAUUGUGGACUAUUCAAGCACUAGUUCUACAGGAUUCAGUCCAAAGUCUAAAGUCCCGAUACAGGAUUCGCCCUUACCCAAAGGCUCCAAACUUGAGGGUCGACUUGGAGCAACAGUUGGUGAUAGCAGGCGUGUUGUGGUAGCAAGAUCACCAGAAAGAGUCAGAGAGAAAUCUCCAUCUAGACAUGCAAGUAGCAAGUCUUUCAAGAGAACUGUGAAACAGGUUAAAUCUAAAUCCAUCAGAAUAAAGGAAGAGAACAUGGAAGAAGAGGAAUUGGACGAAAGCGAAAAAGUCAAAGAAAAGCCAAAGAAGACAAAGGCUAAGGUGAAGAAGGAGAAGUCCAAGCAGCUGAAACGCAAAAGCAGUGAUGACAAGCUCAAGACUGAACACAUUAAGAAGAUAAAGGUUGAGAAAGAAGAGAAUAGUGAUGAGGAUACUAAAAUUAGUCGAGAGAAGAUUCCAAUAAAAGAAGAAAGGAUGGAUAUGAGUGAGCAAAAAGAAGAAAUCAAAUCAAAAGAGGAGAUUAAAGAGGAAAGCCAAGAUGAAGAUGAACCGAAGAAGGUCAAGAUGGAAGAGAGUCCAGUUGAUGACCAGAAGGAGACCAGUACUACUGAGAAGAAGACGGGCAGCCCCAGUGAGGUCAAGAAAUCUGGAACAUUAAUAGACAUUGGUCAUGAUGAGGAGACGUUUGAUCCUGACUAUGAAGAGGAUGCUGAAGACAUGGAUCACCAUGAGGUUAAGAAACCAAGACCAAGUGUUGGUGAGGAGGACUCUGACCACUCCACACAAAGCGAGGAAGAAGAAGAAGAGGAGGAAGAGGAAGACGAUUCAGCCAGCCCUGAGGACAGCCCAGUGAAAAAGAGCCACAAGAAACAUCGCAAACACAAGAAGCAUCACAAGAAACACAAGAAAAGUAGCAGUAGCAGUAAAAGGCAUGAAGAUGGGGAGAAGAAAUCAUCAUCACAGAGGCAUAAACAUAAGAAAUCCAAGAAGUCAAAAAAGAGUAGUAAAUAGUCUUGUUUUUUCUUCAUUUUUUAUGCAAAUUCUAGUAAUCAUGGUCAAAAUCUGCUCCAUAGAAUCAACCAAGGACUGUUGAAAUAGUACUUAUUUUAUACCAAAUUGAGAAGGACUAUCAAAUUCAAGUCUCUACAGAUCCAUUUUAAUUGUCCUCUGUGCAUAGACCAUUAUUUUUCACCAGUUGGUGGCUAAAUGCAUUCACAAGAAAAUAUGAAAAAUUCAAAUAUAUGGUAGUCUAAAAAUCAAAUCAGAAUAAUUUUUCUUCUUAAAGGGGACUGUUUUAUGCCCAGAACUUGUAAAAGUAUACACCUUUCCAUAAGAAAGUUUUAUUUGCUUUCAACUUGUAGUAGAUGUUACCAUGGCCCUGGGAAGUGGGGGUGCUGCAUGUAUUAUUUUCCAUAGGCAGCACCCCCAUGAAUUCUGGUAGGUGUUAAAAAUAAUUGAGAAAUGUAAGCAAAAUUACCAAUAUUUU
Molecule: messenger RNA, 7812 nt
Organism: Lytechinus variegatus (green sea urchin)
Lineage: Eukaryota; Metazoa; Echinodermata; Echinoidea; Temnopleuroida; Toxopneustidae
Product: serine/arginine repetitive matrix protein 2-like
Exons: 15
Coding region: 534-7337 (2267 amino acids)
Biological process (GO): mRNA processing; ubiquitin-dependent protein catabolic process; protein ubiquitination
Cellular component (GO): nucleus
Molecular function (GO): zinc ion binding; ubiquitin protein ligase activity; nucleic acid binding
Source: RefSeq, a predicted model, not a curated record